CUGUAGUACGCACACUCAUAUGCUGCCUUAUAAUUUAAAUCAUUUGAAAAAUAUCGUGUAACGAUUAUGCUUCGGGUGUAGUCAGUUUUCAGUGAGAAUUUACGCUCAAGUGCGACUCUUAUUUUGAAAAUGGCGGACUCCUCAGACUUUACGGUUGCUGAGUGUCUUUGUUUACGUUCCCUGCUCAAUCGCACUGAAAUGUUGAGAUGAGUAAACUUAAUUUUCUGAGCGGAUUCAUAAAUGUAAUAUAAUACCAGUGGUUAUUAAAGCUAGUUUCAUUACAGCAGGUGGAGGAAGCGUUAUGUCAAGAUGGACCAAACAAUGCGUGAUAAUCUCUUGCAUCUGGUUGAAGAGUUGACUACGUCUGGAGAACCACAAUUAAAUCAAGACAAAAUGAAGGAAGUGAAGAAAAUAUGCAAAGUUUCCACUGAUUACGUUGAUCAUUUCUACCACUUGAUUAUGACCCAGCUGAAUCAAGAGCAUGCAGAGAUCCGUCUCUCUGCCUUUCAAAUGGUCAAUGAGAUUUUCAGCAGGUCUCAUCACUUCAGAGGUCUUCUCAUCACAAAUUUUCAGGAGUUUCUGGAACUUACAGUAGAAACGGAUGCUGAGCAACCGUUGCCUCCACCCAAAGAGGUGGCGAGAAAACUAAGGACACUUGCCAUUCAGACUGUGCAGUCUUGGCACGCCACGUAUGGAGAGGCGUACAAGAAACUGUCUCUGGGAUAUCACUUUCUUAAGCAGAUUAAAAAGGUAGAUUUUCAUGAUGUUGAAGCAAGAACACUGGCUGAGAGAAAAAGACAAGAGGAGAAACAGAAGAGGUUGGAAAGAAUUUACAAAGAGAAGCUUGAAAAGGCCAAACGGGAAAUGGAGGAAAUGACGACUGAGAUUGAGGAAAACCUGACUGAGAUGAACAACUGCAUAAAACUGCUUGCAACCGGUGACUUAAACCUGUUUAACGAGGAAGCAUCGGUUGCUAACACCUCUGCUGGAGCUGACAACGUAUCAGAGCAACCCUGCUGCAGUAAGGACCUGAGCAAUGAGCAGAAUGGAAAGAUGACAGAGAAGACAAACGAUGAAGGGCAAACGGACAAAUGUAGUGACGAGAGCGACGCGGAGGAAGUUCCCGAUGAGGACGCGUUUCUCCGCAGCACUGGUUUAAUGUCUUAUAGAUAUCAGCUGGAGCUCAGUGUGUCCACAGAUUUAAAAUUGAGGGAGACCGAAGAGAAUGAAGCGAUAGUAAACACUGUGAGGGAUCUCCAUAGACUCAUCACAAGCAGACACCUGCCUCUGGUGCAGUCCUGGAUCCAGGUCUUUACAAAGGUGGGUGUUGAGGAACAACUCAUGAGGAGAGCCACCGAGUUAAAGAAAUCCCUGGAGCAUGUCUUGAGAAAACACGAGUGUCUUCAUAUAGACUACAAAAACAGAGAAAGAAGAGUGAUGAGAGCUCCCGAGGAUGGAGAAGAUGACGACGACGAUUUUGUAGACGUGCCGGAAAAGGAGGGCUAUGAACCUUUCAUUCCUGAACAUCUGCGUGCAGAGUAUGGACUCGAUGAAACUCCCUCAAUGUCCACUUCUGGGGUCAAAACCAAGCCAUCAAAACCUGCAGUCAAACGUCCUGUUCCUCUCGUGUCCUCCAGUCUCGCUCGACUCAAGAGGAAGUUGUGUGAUGAAGACCAGGACCCCACCUGUGCUGCUGCAACGCUGCGUGUGCUCAAACAGAGGAUUCAAGCUACUCCUUCAACAAGUGUGUCCGCGGUGUGCAGCAGUGACCAGGGGGCCGUAAACGAAGCCUCUGUUAAGGCCCCUGUUGUUCCGUUCGGUGUGGAUCUGUACUACUGGGGAGAGGAGCAGCCCACUGCUGGCAAAAUCAUCAAGAACACAUCACAGCACCAGUUCUGGGUCCCUCAUGAGGUGGAGGAGGAAGUAGAAAAUGAGGAACUGUCUGCAGAGAUGAGGUCUAGAUAUAUCACCUUUGCUGGGAAAUUUAAACCCGUGGAACACAAGUGCAAGGCACCAAUGCCCAAUGGAUCUCUGUGUGAACGCCAAGAUAGAGAAAAGUGCCCCUUCCAUGGACGCAUUAUCCCUCGGGAUGAGCUGGGCAGGCCUGUUAACCCAGAAGAUGCGCUGCAGUUGGAGAAGGAAAAGAGGAAGCGUGAGGAGGAGCAGCCAGAUUGGCGAGACCCCGAGCUCAUGAGGGAGAUUGAAGCUGCAACCGGAGAAGACCUGGGCUCCUCAAAGACGUACGGGAAGGGGAAGAAGGGUAACAAAGGAAAGUCGAAGAAAAAGUACCCAAACCUAACAGACUUAAAGCAGAAUGCCAGUACAUCUCGUUCGAGACUAGAGAAGAAAGUCUUCAACAAAAGCUCCAUGAGACGAGUUACAGAGGUCAUGAACAGGAUGGACGAGAGGAAACAUGAGAAAUUUUCAAAUCAGUUUAACUAUGCACUGAAUUAAAGGAUGCAUCCAUACUGCCACGGCCCUGUGGUUUAGAGUAUUACUCAGAACAAAAGCUUAUCAAUACAAAACUGUGCCUCAAAUGAACUGUGAUCUUUGUCGUGUCAACUUUGGAUUGUCUUUUGUAAUACCUGAAUAAGUGUAUUAAUUUAUUUUGUUUUGCAUGGUAUAAGUGAAGUCAUUUUAAAUCUUAAUCUAUUGUAUUGUCUUUGCUAUAUUGUAGCAGAUCUGUAUGUAAUGUAACAUAUAAAAUACAACAGUCUUUUUAAAGAAA
This is a messenger RNA of Puntigrus tetrazona (Sumatra barb), 2728 nucleotides long. It is a transcript of the gene uvssa, whose product is annotated as UV-stimulated scaffold protein A. Gene Ontology annotation, molecular function: RNA polymerase II complex binding. The coding region runs from base 310 to 2454 and encodes 714 amino acids. Gene Ontology annotation, cellular component: chromosome. The transcript has 14 exons. Gene Ontology annotation, biological process: response to UV; transcription-coupled nucleotide-excision repair. NCBI's taxonomy places the organism in Eukaryota, Metazoa, Chordata, Actinopteri, Cypriniformes, Cyprinidae. The record is from RefSeq and is a predicted model, not a curated record.